Molecule: messenger RNA, 738 nt
Organism: Stereum hirsutum FP-91666 SS1
Lineage: Eukaryota; Fungi; Basidiomycota; Agaricomycetes; Russulales; Stereaceae
Exons: 3
Coding region: 1-738 (245 amino acids)
Source: RefSeq, a predicted model, not a curated record
AUGCCUAGAAAGAGACAAAGAUGCGUGAGCGACGAGCAAAUCAAACAACCCGGAACACGUUUACCUAGCAUGAGCACCAAAGGAAGGACAAUAUCCUUGGUGGAAGAUGAUGAUAAAGAGCAUGAAGCAGUGCAGUCUUUUGCAAGGAUUGAUGGUGAGAGCAGAGACAGUGCGGAACGAGACUUUGAACCGAAAAGAAUGUUCUACGUUUUAUACCUCUUCCUCAAGCUGCGCAUCGUUGAUACAGAAGACAUCGAUGAGGAUAGAGAAGGCUACAAGAACUCAGGCAGUGCGCAAGAGUUGGCGCUCAAUGGUGGUGAGAAGAAAGCAAGAGAUGUUCAUCGCAAAGCAGUGAUAUGUUGUGAUCGUGGCCCGGGAGCAACCAAGGAAGCGCUCUUGUCCCUCCGACUCGACUCUCCUCCAGGAUUAAGGAACUUUCAAAGCGAAGUUCGGAACGGAAACAGCAUUCAAGGCACGCCCUUGACCGAAGAGCACAAUGAAUCUCGGUUACGAGAUAGUAUAGAUCAUCGGGAGACAACCAGAUAUAGCCUCCCCGCGACAAUACGAUCGCCACAAGGCCUUGCCCGCCUUCCGCUUCAGGCUAACAUUGCGUUUCUCACAACUGCAAAGCGUGAUUACGCAAUGUCGAGUGUCAAUGAACGAGAAUGGUCCGUGGAGCGUAUUAUGAUUGCUCAGUCUAGCAGCAAGACCGAGCAGUUAGCAGCGGGCAUUUCGUAG